AUGGCUGUCUCUGGGCUUGCUUGUAUCUACUCUCCCCUUGUCCUUCAUGAUGAUAAGGUUAUGGUCACGGAGGAUAAAAUUAAUGGCCUCAUUAAAGCCACAGGUGUAAAUGUUGAACUGUUCUGGCCUGGAUUAUUUGCAAAGGCCCUGAACAAUGUAAACAUUGCAGGUCUCAUCUGCAAUGUAGAAGUUGGUGGACCUGCCCCAAUAGCUGGUGGUGCUGCCCCUGCUGGAGGUGCUGUUCCUGCUAGCACAGCUGCCCCAGCUGAGGAGAAAAAAGAGGAAGCAGAAAAAGAAGAACCCAAGGAGUCUGAUGAUGACAUGGGCUUUGGUCUGUUUGACUAA
Messenger RNA from Dromiciops gliroides (monito del monte), 345 nucleotides. RefSeq names its product 60S acidic ribosomal protein P1-like. The record is from RefSeq and is a predicted model, not a curated record. NCBI's taxonomy places the organism in Eukaryota, Metazoa, Chordata, Mammalia, Microbiotheria, Microbiotheriidae. Gene Ontology annotation, cellular component: cytosolic large ribosomal subunit; ribosome. Gene Ontology annotation, biological process: cytoplasmic translation; translational elongation. Gene Ontology annotation, molecular function: protein kinase activator activity; structural constituent of ribosome; ribonucleoprotein complex binding. The transcript has a single exon. The coding region runs from base 1 to 345 and encodes 114 amino acids.